AUGACUGCACUUCCCGCACAGACAGAUGGCAGUUCUCCCCAAACAGCUGGAGACCCUGCCUCAGUGCCUCGGGAUGAAGAGCAUCAGCCCAGCGAUGCUGUACUGCUUCUAAACUUUCAGUCCGUCCCAACACCUCCAGAAUCACCCACAGAGAACCAACAGAACCAGGAGUCGCAAGGGGAACCUUCUCUCCAGGAAUUCCUUGGUCAGGAUCGGACCUUCAUCCUUCCGCCGAUUGAGUCAGCACGACCAAGUCCUGAAGAAGAUUUCAGAUCAGCUUCUCCUUCAUCUCAGGAGAGUUCCCUAAGGCAUAUCCACCCAGCACUUGACAUCACUGGAAGCGAAUCUGAUGGAUCAAGUGAAGAGGAAUCUUCUUCGAUGACUGCAUCCUCAUCUAACCUCAACUCAGCUAGCUCUUUAACAUCAUCUUCUAGAGCUCAAGUUUGGACCAGUGCUGAUGCAUUCUCCAGCAUCCACAAGGCAAUGCAGUCUGUCACCCCACCAAGAUGUAACAACGUGGUGAGAGAGCUGAAAGACCUUGCUUUGUGGUCAACAUCAAGCACAGCCAGGACCAUAGAGCUUGGAAGAGGUUCGAACGGUGCAGUUUACCUCUUCAGGCAUGCGACGACAAAAGACCCCAUCGCCCUGAAGAACUUCCCUCUGUCCAGAGACCCUGCGCACCGUCAACGCCAGCUGUACUUCGUGAGCGAAGAAGCAGGCAUCCAAAAAGACCUAAGUGCAUUCCGUCACUUUCCCCGGUACUACGGGUAUGCCACAUUGGAUUGCCAUUCUCUUGCUCUGGCUAUGGAGUUUGUAGGUGAUGCCCAACAGGGGAAGAGCAUCACCCUGGCUGACUCCCUGGAUGGAAGACCUUCCGGAUGGAAGCCGCAGGAGAAGUUUUCUAUCGCCCUGGACAUUGUUGAGGGAAUCAACAUCAUGCAUCGUCGAGGACUCCUCAUCAACGACCUGAAGUGCAACAACAUACUGCUGAACAUGGAGGAAGGCAGAAUGAGGGCCAAAGUGAUUGACUUUGGUCAUGCAACGAGACGAGCUUGCCCUUCCCAUGUGUACCGUCUCAACCAAGACGACAAGAGACGAUAUCGCACCGAAGGGCUUUACAACCACGUUGCACCCGAGGUUGCCCUUGAUGGCCAGUUGCCUUCCAUCAAGUCAGAUGCUUUCCAGGUUGGCUGUGUCUUUGUGAGGAUGGGCAACCGUUUCCAGCUGGAUGCCCUCCGGAACAUCGGAUACGAGUGCUGCGACGUGGAGCCCAAGAAGCGACCAAGCCUCGUUUAUGUUGAAGCCGUUCUUCAAGCCCUCAAGUCAGCAUUGUAG
Molecule: messenger RNA, 1335 nt
Organism: Lytechinus pictus (painted urchin)
Lineage: Eukaryota; Metazoa; Echinodermata; Echinoidea; Temnopleuroida; Toxopneustidae
Exons: 2
Coding region: 1-1335 (444 amino acids)
Biological process (GO): protein phosphorylation
Molecular function (GO): protein serine/threonine kinase activity; ATP binding
Source: RefSeq, a predicted model, not a curated record